ACUAAUUAUGAAUUAGCUGUUAAAACAAUUGAUGGUGAUCUUGAAAGCGAUUAUUCAUUAGCUAUUGAAUAUUCCAAUGCAAUUUAUCCAAUAAAACAACUAAAUAUGAUAACAAAUAAUGAUCCAUCAAAAGUAACAUUAACAUGGCAAUUACCUGAUGAUACAAAUGGAAUUAAAUCAUUUAAUAUUUAUUAUAAUGAACAAGGUGAAAAUGGACAAGAACAAAAAAUAAUUGUACCUGUUGAAUUAACACAAACAACAAUAUCAAAUUUAAAACCAAAUACAAAAUAUUUAUUUAAAAUUGCUUCUGUGAAUCAAUUCAAUGAUGAAUCAACACCUGAAACAAGAUUAUAUAAAACACCUAAUAUUAUUGAUACAAAACAUAUCGAAGCAAAUAAAGAUAUAAAUCAAAAUUUAUUUGGAUGGCCAUCAAUGGGACUAUCAAAUAAUUCUUGGCUUAUUAUUCUUGUUAUAGUUACGAUUACAUUUUUAUGUUUACUUUUUACUGGUAUUAUGCUUUGUUCAAGAACACGUUGUUGUUCUUGUAUAUCAAAUAAUAAAAAACAUAUACACGAUUCUCCAACACAUAUGCAUCAACGACAAUAUUCACCAACAAGUAAUACAGCAUCAUCAUCAUUAAUGAAACCAAAUGAUCUAUGGGCUGGUGCUGAUUGUUUAUCACCAACAACAACAACAGUUCUUCGAACUUCGAAUACGUGUGAAAGACAUUAUGAAACAUCAUCAACUGCUGGUAGUGGAACAUUACAACGAUGUAAUCAUCAUAAUCAUCAUCUUCUUUAUCAUCAUACACAAGAAAAUCAACCACUAACAAAUAAUAUUGAUACAAAUAUGGAUCAACAACGACUUUCAUAUGUACCAUCAAAUGAUGGUUCAAGUUCAGUUGAUGGACAUACAACAAGUGGUUUUACACUUAAUGGAAAAUUUAAUGCAAGUAUACGUACAAGACCUAUUGCUGUUGGUGCAUCAUUUGAACAACAAUCACAGAAAAAAUCGAUGAAAAAUUUACCAAUGGGUACUGCAUUUAUUAUGAAUCAUACAAAUGUAAUGCAACAACAGCAACAACAACAACAUGUUACUGUUCGACCUAUUCAACAAAAAGCUCAAUAUGUUGUUCGACCGAAUGAUCAGUCACAUUCGAUUGGAUCAGGUCCAUCAUCACCUGAUUAUCAACAUUCACCAUCGAAUAGUCAUUGUAGUUCGAAUCAUAAUCAAUCAUCUAUUCAAUCAAAUCCUUUACCAGGAACGAUUGUCUAUGAAAAAGUAUCGAAUUCAAAUAAUAAUAAUAAUGAACAUUCCGAUAAUCAACGUGCACUUCUUCUUCCAUCAAAACCAAAUCUACGAAGUUUUACUGUUCCUGUUGCUCCACCAAUUAUUCCUCCACCGCCAAUGUCAAAUAAACAACAACCUAAUAUAACAGCAACAAAUUCUCAAUAUAAAUCUCCAUUUCGUAGUCCAAAUCGACCCUUGUUAAAUAAUUAUGCUAAAGAAAUAAAGUCUGAUGAAAUUGAUACAAAUCCUGCCGAUGUACUCGAAGAUGUUCGCAAUCAAUUAGGCAAUUUAAUGAAAAAAGAUUUUCAAUGUUAG
Molecule: messenger RNA, 1605 nt
Organism: Adineta steineri
Lineage: Eukaryota; Metazoa; Rotifera; Eurotatoria; Adinetida; Adinetidae
Source: the annotation of a GenBank genome assembly